AUUUAAGGACCCGCUGCGCAUCUCCCGUUGCUGAUCUUCUCUUCCUCAUAUAUACUACUGUCUACUAUAUGCUAUCCAAAUAGUAUCUGGUAGUAUCAACACACCAUGGCUUCCGCUACGGGCAUUCCCCAAGAACAUCCCGACACUAUUCAAGAGCAGGAAGAUGCGCCCCUGCUGCAUACCCCGGGAAAUGUUCCCCAGGAAAAAAGCGCUGCUAUCUAUCAAAAUCUCUUUACGGGCACAGCCAGUGCAGCUCAAGUUGGCAUCUGGAUGCUGGCCAUCCUCGUCUGGACGGGAAUCUUAUCUCAUCCCUUGAUCUUCUUUUCCGCUCAUCCCCUCCUCAACUCCGCUGCCCUCCUGCUUCAAGUCCAAGCCACUCUCAUCCUUCAACCCACCACCACACCUCACCAAAAGCGCCUCGGAACCGUCAUCCAUUACAUCAUCCAAACCCUCAGUCUCCUCGGCUUCAUCACCGCUUUCAUCAUUAUCGAGAUCAACAAGGGCGAUCAUGCUCGCUUUACCUCCCCGCACGGCAUCCUAGGUCUCAUUACCUACAUCUUCAUCAUCCUGCAAGUCCUGGUAGGUGUUGUGCAAUAUUUCGUCCCCGUCCAGGUCCUCGGUAGUGUGGAGAAGGGCAAGAGCAUCUACAAGUACCAUCGCAAGUCAGGGUAUGUGCUGCUGCUCUUGGAACUGGCGACUGUCUCGGCGGCGACUCAGACUACUUACAAUCUGAACGUGCUAAGUAUUCCGCUGUGGGGAGUACUGGUGGCCUCGGUGUCGGUUGUCUUGGGAUUGGGAGCGAGGAUCAAGAAGCAUAAGUUGGGGUUGUAAGGGGACUGGCUAUGGCUCUCUGGGGGUCAUGAUGUUAUGGACCAUCAUGCCGUGGAAUGCUGUGACAGACUGUCCUGGUACUACCGUGGAAUAAAACACUCCAAGUAACUAGUAUAUAGUGGAGACUUAGUAUAGUACUCGUAGCGGUCAACAGGAGUAAUGGUAGUCUUGAUUAUGCACAUUG
Molecule: messenger RNA, 1015 nt
Organism: Aspergillus eucalypticola CBS 122712
Lineage: Eukaryota; Fungi; Ascomycota; Eurotiomycetes; Eurotiales; Aspergillaceae
Product: cytochrome b561 domain-containing protein
Exons: 4
Coding region: 106-831 (241 amino acids)
Molecular function (GO): transmembrane monodehydroascorbate reductase activity
Source: RefSeq, a predicted model, not a curated record